Messenger RNA from Penaeus vannamei (Pacific white shrimp), 1253 nucleotides. The record is from RefSeq and is a predicted model, not a curated record. Lineage: Eukaryota; Metazoa; Arthropoda; Malacostraca; Decapoda; Penaeidae.
CUUUCCAGUUCUCUCGAGUUUCAUUCAAACGACAAAUAACACAGCAUGGCCUUUCUAGCACGUGCAGGGAUGCUGAGCGGGCUGAGGGCGGCUGAGAGGUUGCAGCUGGCGAGGGCCAUCGCCACCGCCUCGAAGGCCACCAAGGUCGGCGUCGUGGGCUGCGGCAACGUGGGCAACGCCGUGGCCAACAACCUCAGUCGGAAGGGCUUCACCGUCGCCGCGGCCUUCGACACGGACGAGUCGCGGGCGGGAGCCAUGCCCUCGGGCGUCGCCGUCGCCAGAUCGCCCAGGGAAGUGGUGGAGAUGUGUGACGUCAUCGUUACAGGACUGCCGCGCCCUCCCAACGUCAAAGCCGCUGCCGAAGGACCCGACGGCAUCCUGGCGGGGCUGAGCAAGGACAAAGUGUGGAUCGACCAUUCCACCACCGACUAUGAACAGACGCUGGCGUUCGGGGAAGAGGCAGCGAAGAGGGGCGGCCACGUCCUGGAGGCUCCGAUCACGGGCGGCUUGGAGGCCCUCAAGAAAGGCCAGAUGGUUGUCCACGUCGGCGGAGACAAGCAGGUGGCCGACGCAAUGAGGCCUAUUCUUGACGCGUCUUAUAACGAAGUCUUCUAUGUUGGCGAGAUCGGUUCCGCCAUGAUGGUGAAGGUGGUGUCCAACAUGCUUGCCUGCGUCCACAUCAUUGCCAUGGGCGAAGUCCUCAUGCUGGCCAAACGGUCCGGCCUCAACCUGAAGACCUUCUGGGACGCCAUUCGGGUGAGCGCCGGCAACAGCUUCGUGUGGGAGACGGGCGCCCCGCUCAUCUUCAACGGCCAGUAUGACCCGGGCUUCACGAUGGCGCUGCAGAACAAGGACCUCCAGCUCGGAUACGACAUGGCGAGGAAGUUCGAGGUGCCGAUGGACAUGCACCAGCUGGCUCUGAGCAUCUACCGGCGGACGCAGUACCAGCUGGGCGACGAGGCAGGCUGCUACUCCCCUCCCAAGACCUACGAGCUGGCACUGGGCGAGAGUCUGCAAGUCCAGGACUUCAAGGACUGGACUUACGAUAACGAGAUUUACAAGGGCUCUCUGGUGGUCUCCCAUAACAACAUCGGCUAAGGAGGGGACAAUGGGACAGCCCAAUAGGUGUUUUGAGGGAAAAUGGCAAAGCAGUUUAUUUGUAGAAGAAUGAAGUCUGUAUUUUUUUUGGUCUUGAUGUAAUUAAUGGCUUUUGGUUGAAGCGAGAAUAUUAAAUGCUAUGAUCUGAGAGGUUA